CAAAACAUUUUUUCCUGCGAAGAUCCAUUCGUGGCGCCGCGGUGGUUAUCUAUUCUGCUGUGCCGUUAUCAUAGUACGCGGUAAUCAAUGUUAUCAUACAUUCUUGCAGUGAUGUUAUCACUUAUCUCUUUUGCAAUAAUUGUUUAUGUAUUUUUGAUGAUCGGCUCGUGAAAGUUGAAUACUUUUAGUUAUAAUCAGUUUUAGAUACAAAUUGUUUACACACUAUUWUUCUAGUAUUCGAUAUUUCUAUCUUCUGCCUAUUUCAUUCGACGACCGAAAGUCCAAAAUCAAUAUACAGAAUAUCAGCAAAUAUCGACCAGGCGUGUGUUUAUACGGACAUGUUUUGCAGAGUUCUCUCAAAAACAGAUGUGUCGUGACGUGUUAAGUUUUUUACUUAUAAAUACAAAAUGGACACCGAUAAAGGAUUUGAUGACUUUCUGUCAAGCAUGAAGAAUUUCAACAUAAAUGCAGCAUCAGCAUUUUUAUCAAAUUUCAGCUAUGAUAUAAACCAUUCUGGGAAUGUCAUAGAAUUACUUGGAAUGGGAUUAACAAAUGAAUAUUUUAAAAGUAGACCUGAGUAUUUCAACUUUUGUGAAGAACAGUUACUAAAAUUGGCAAAUAAUGAAGAAUAUCAAGAGCUAAUUUUUGAUUUUUUAGAUAUAAUUGAAAUGGAUGAUUGUAAAUUAUCAAAUUCUGUUCUAAUUAUAGUAACUGUUUUGGAGAAUACCAAAAAUMCAAUUCGAGCGUCCUUAGAAUAUUUAUUGGUUGGUACUUUUAAUCGUUUAUUUGAAAUGGACAUCAACAAUUUGAAAGACAUUUUGCCAACCAUAAUACAAAUUUUAAUAAAAUUAAAAAAACAUUUUCUACUCCAUCAAUCAAUGUUAUAUUAUUUUGCUAGAGUUGCUUCUUUAGUGUUGAAAGCUAACAUUGAACCAAUUGAGUAUCUAAACUUAUUGUCUAACAUAAUUUAUGACCCUUUUUAUUUACUUGAGUUUGAAUUUGAUGAAGUUAAAGAAAAAAAUGAGCUAUUAUAUAUUGCUUCAUUUUUUUAUUUAUACUUUAAAACUGGAAUGCAAUGGGGACCUAAGAUUUACAAUAGGUUUUAUGUCUUGGACAAAUGUUGUAACUUAGCCAUGUCUGUGUAUGAUGAUAAUAAUUUUGGAAAAUCUUUUGGAAAAUUAAUUUUAUCAAAAUUUAAAAAUAAUGAAAUUCCAUUACAUUCGUUAAAUAAAUGCCAUGAACGUUUUGUAUUAGAAGCUGCACAUAGUGCCGUAUAUAAUGAACAUCUGAAUAUUAGGAAGGACUCUAUUGAUUCAUUGAUGAUAUUCAUGGAUAAAUUAUGUUCUGAUGCUCAGUAUGUAGUUCUUAAAUAUAUAUUUUCAAAACCAUUGGAGUCUUGUAUCAAAGAUCAAUUUAUUGUUAAAAUGAAAAACCUGAUUAUAUUAAAUUUAAACUCAAAUAAUGAUCUUGGAUAUUUUCAAGGAAUACGACUUUUAGAAAUAAUUCAAUUAUGCUGUAAUAUUUCUGUUAAACCUAAAUUCGAUCUUCAAAGCAAUAAAGAACAUAUCUUGGGCGCAAUAUCACUUUAUUAUUUUUUAUCAGUCAAUGAUAUUGAAAAGUUAAAUAUGGGUGAAGAAUUUUCAAAUGCAACUAAACAAUUUGUGAACAUCAUUCAAAAUGCCAUCGAUUAUUCGCAUGAACAGCACAAUUUCGAACUAAAACGUUUAGACGAUAAUGUGGAAAAGUAUGAAAAAGGCGUAGAAGAAAUAAUAGAAGAUGAUUGUAAACCAAAAUUUUCAAAAAAAGAAAAGCUAGAUAUAUUAUCACAAAUUAAUACUACCAUAACAUUAGUCCAGUCAAAUUUGAAUAUGUUGAAAAGCGUAAUCUAAAAAUGUAAACUUUAUAUUUAGUGUGUAUAAAUGUAAGUCAUCUUUAUGGAAAUAAAUAAAAUUGUUAUAGGUUUUAUAGUGUGUCUUCGUUGAUAAUAUUUGUCUUUCAUCAUACAAUAAUUUUAAGAAUUAUUGCGGUCUGUAUAACGAAAGAAUUAUAAUUUAAUAUUAUAACUGUAUCGUAUUAUCAUGUCUUCAACCACGGAUUUGGACGGGGACAUGUAAGGUAUUACGCUGAAAGUCGACCGACGAAACUGUACUUUUCCAUGCCAAAUAUUAUGGUGAUGACACCUGAAACAAAAUCCAAGCACCGUCCUCCACAAUAGCUUCAACGGAGUCAGAUAUAUCCUGAUUGCACCUAAUGGGUCUGUCGUUUGUGUGCACCUGGAGGAUACGGUUUUGGCAACAUCGGAUGGUGCGAAACACAGUCAAACCCCAACGCCGAUAAAUUUGGUUCACUUCAAAAAAAUUCUUCGGCUGCGCGUGUUGAAAAAUAAAUAAAUGAUUUUUGUUUAAAUGGCUGCUAUUAGU
Messenger RNA from Diuraphis noxia (Russian wheat aphid), 2420 nucleotides. It is a transcript of the gene Coq9, whose product is annotated as ubiquinone biosynthesis protein COQ9, mitochondrial. Gene Ontology annotation, biological process: ubiquinone biosynthetic process. The record is from RefSeq and is a predicted model, not a curated record. Lineage: Eukaryota; Metazoa; Arthropoda; Insecta; Hemiptera; Aphididae. Gene Ontology annotation, cellular component: mitochondrial inner membrane. Gene Ontology annotation, molecular function: lipid binding.